Penicillium subrubescens is the source of this 2398-nucleotide messenger RNA. It is a transcript of the gene aspB, whose product is annotated as septin AspB. The transcript has 5 exons. Gene Ontology annotation, cellular component: septin ring; cytosol; septin complex. Lineage: Eukaryota; Fungi; Ascomycota; Eurotiomycetes; Eurotiales; Aspergillaceae. Gene Ontology annotation, molecular function: GTP binding; GTPase activity; molecular adaptor activity. The record is from RefSeq and is a predicted model, not a curated record. Gene Ontology annotation, biological process: cytoskeleton-dependent cytokinesis. Bases 274 to 1674 code for a protein of 466 amino acids.
CCCCCUUUCUUUCCCAGACUGGCAGUGCUUCUUUCCUCUCCCUCCCCAUCCUUCCCUCCCUCUCUUUCAAUUCUCUUUUGUUGCGCGCUUCGAGCUAGCACUGCUUGAGCUGCUUCUUGUCUCUCGCUUUUUGAAUCCAUCUUCCUUUUUCCCCUUUCUCCCCUCCCUCUUUCCCCCCCCCUUUUUUUGACCGACGCAAUCUUCUCUAGGGAAUCUUUUUCGUGUUGGUCUCCGUAUCCUCCUUAACGUCCUCCACCAAACAAGACCGUCGCCAUGUCUUCGCCGAUUGCGAACGGUUCCCCCGUCGCGUCCCGCGACUCCCCCACGCCCAGCGGAAAGGAGUCUCCUUUCGUGGAGCGCACCAACCCCAUGGGCUCCGGUAAUGCUCAGACUGUCAGCUCGCGCGACCCCAAGGCCGUAGCCCAGGCUGCCAACGACAUGAAGAACGUGGUUCGCCGCAAGCUGACCGGCUACGUCGGUUUCGCCAACCUGCCCAACCAGUGGCACCGCAAGAGUGUCCGCAAGGGAUUCAACUUCAACGUCAUGGUUGUCGGUACGUACAUCAAGAUACACGCUUCCCUCCGGCCUAUUCCCCGCCAAUUGGCUUGCAUGGGCACAUCUCACACGAUUACGUCGCAGGAGCGUACCGGCCCCAAUGCCGACAUUAUCCCCAAGACCGUGUCGAUCCAGUCCACCAGCGCCGAUAUUGAGGAGAAUGGUGUCCGCCUCCGCCUGAGCGUUAUCGAUACCCCCGGCUUCGGUGACUUUGUCAACAAUGACGACUCGUGGCGCCCUAUUGUCGAGAACAUUGAGCAGCGUUUCGACACUUACCUUGAGGCUGAGAACAAGGUUAACCGCAGCAACAUUGUCGACAACCGCAUUCACGCCUGUGUGUACUUCAUCCAGCCCACCGGUCACUCCCUCAAGCCUCUGGAUAUCGAGGUCAUGCGCCGUCUCCACACCAAGGUCAACCUGAUUCCCGUCAUCGCCAAGGCUGAUACCCUGACCGAUGAGGAGGUUGCUCUGUUCAAGCAGAGAAUCCUUGCCGAUAUCCAGCACCACUCCAUCCAGAUCUUCGAGGGUCCCCGCUACGAGCUCGAUGACGAGGAGACCAUUGCCGAAAACCAGGAGAUCAUGUCCAAGGUUCCCUUCGCUGUCGUCGGUGCCAACUCCGAGGUCACCGCCGCUGAUGGCCGCCGUGUCCGUGGCCGUAGCUACCCCUGGGGUGUCAUCGAAGUUGACAACGAGGAGCACUGUGACUUUGUCAAGCUGCGCCAGAUGCUGAUCCGCACCCACAUGGAGGAGCUCAAGGAGCACACCAACAACUUCCUGUACGAGAACUACCGCUCGGACAAGCUCACCCAGAUGGGUGUUGCUCAGGACCCCAGCGUGUUCAAGGAGGUCAACCCUGCCGUCAAGCAGGAGGAGGAGCGCACUCUCCACGAGCAGAAGCUCGCCAAGAUGGAGGCCGAGAUGAAGAUGGUCUUCCAGCAGAAGGUUUCCGAGAAGGAAAGCAAGCUCAAACAGAGCGAAGACGAACUCUAUGCCCGACACCGCGAGAUGAAGGAACAGUUAGACCGGCAGCGCCAAGAACUAGAGGAAAAGAAAGCUCGCUUGGAGAGCGGUCGCCCCAUCGAAGAAAAGGGCAAGCGCAAGGGUUUCUCGCUCCGUUAAACCCCUCGCUCAGCUCCUUCCUCUUCGUGCCGUUGACGGCCGCUGCUGAAGUUGCCAUUUCAGUUAUGCAGUCCCGCUAUCUAUCGCUCUCGUUUUGAUCCCGUCUCCCUUUUUCCCAACGGGGUUCCAUAUUUCCUUGCUUGUCAUCUCCACACACGCACACUCCCUUACCCUGGACACCUUACGGUAUCCCCCUUUAACGCACACCUCUGUUGCAGCUUUUUCCUUGUUCCUUUUUUAUUUCCUUAUCUUCCACUGGAUGGGCCCACGCGUCGCAAAAAACAAAAGAGAAGAAUGGUUAUUGAAUAAUACGAUCCACGGGGGUCUCAAUCUCCAAAACUCAAACUUUGGAGAAAAUCAAAUUGUGACUAACCUUUUUUUCUUCCUUUUUUCUCUAACUACCCUUCUUGUGAUGUACUUUUUUGCUACGCCAUAUCUUGCUCCUUGCCCGCCUUUUCUGUGUGCCCUAUUACCCCCGCUCAUUAUUCUCCUCUUUUUUUUUCAAGUUAAUCCUUUUUUUUCUUGUUUUGAGUUUGUUGUUUGCCUUGUGUGUCCUUGGGGCAUAUUUGGUAUACAGUACCUAUCUUUGGGCUGUUUGGUCCGUGUCUUAGUCAAUUGCAGCGCUUCGGCAUUUCCUAGAUUUUGAUUUGUGAUUUAGUUUGGAGUAAAGGGUUAAUGUAGUGAUGAGAUUCGGGUGAGGUUUCUGUAGGCUGCUAGACGUUGG